Molecule: messenger RNA, 1214 nt
Organism: Drosophila santomea
Lineage: Eukaryota; Metazoa; Arthropoda; Insecta; Diptera; Drosophilidae
Exons: 2
Coding region: 161-1198 (345 amino acids)
Source: RefSeq, a predicted model, not a curated record
AACUUUUAAGUAUUAUCCCCACCUGGUCACACUGUCGCUUGUUCAAUUUCGCUUUGUUUACAUCAGAUGAUUAUACUAUAAUUUAUCAUUUUUCCGAUGUUUGCUGUCCAUUCGUCGAAGCAGGUGUCUUGAUCUGUGGCCGCAACAACAGCUCCCUGUGAUGCACCUGUCGCCCGGGCAACUGAAAGUGGUGCUCAUUUUGGCCCUGCUGCAGGAGCUGCAGGUGAAGCCGCAGUGGAAGGUGUUCGAGGAGCUCUUCGAGAAGGAUCUGCGUUUGUGUCCUGACUGUUUCUUCGGACAAAGAGAGCUGUGCGGCGAAAUCUUCAACAGAAUUGCAGAGCCUUCGGAUUGGAGUAAACUUCUGAAAGCCAUUUCCUUGCUCGUUGAUCGGCGAGCGAUUUAUUUCCUAAGGCUGAAAGACCAGAAUCAGGUGGUGGCCAAGAGAAAGAUCAUUGAUGCUCAGAACCAUGAGAUCAAAGAUGUGGAGAAAGCAUUCUACGAACUAGAGGAGCGACCUGGUGGCUUCCAUCUCUGCCGAACUCCGUUAGAGAAACCCCGCUUCGUUUCGUACUUGGAGCAGCGUGGACAUGCCUCCGCCAGUGUGUGGUUCUACAUGAUGCACUACGUCAGUCCGCUGCUCAUGCAGGAACUGUACCUGCAAGGCUUUCCAGUGCCUACCACCUACGCCUCCUGCGGUCUCACACAUUUCCAAUCCUACGCCGGACGUACUUUGACUAAUUACUUCGAAGCCGAAGAAGGUCUGCGUGUGGAGCUGGCACUCCAGUUGAUCCAGCUCUCGCUCAAGCUGUCUUUUGGCUUCUCGGACUUUCGCAUUAUAUUAACCGAUUUCACAGGCGAUAAUUUCGCUUACGACGAAGACUCCAAAAAGGUUUACCUCAUUGAUUUGGACUCCGUGGUGCUGGUGGACAUUUCAUCCGCAGCAGGCCAAGCCGAAAAAUACGAGCCUCUGCCGGGCGAGGGAUUUACAUUCGAUGUCUCGGCUUUCUGCUCCGGCCACCAGCUGGAUGCCAAUAUCUACCAGGCGUGCCUUCUGCUAAGGGAUUACUUGCUUAAGAAUUUGGACAACGAAAGGCUGCAACUGCUCUUGGAGCAGUGUGUGGCAUGCCAAGAUGACUUCUGUGAUAUGCGUUUCCAACACGCUUACGACCUAAUAAAAGUGCUCGAUAGCAAAAAUUAGAGCCAAUCGUUGGAGA